UUUUGUCCUUGUUUCUUUGGAGCCCAUAUUUUCCUUUUUUUCAUUGCUUCGCUCCUUAUAUAUUGUUUAUUAAUUAAUGUCUUCCUCCUCCUCCUCCUCAUCAUCUAGCAGUGGCAAUGGCAAUGGCAGCGGUGGUGGUAAUUACGGUGCAAGAAGAGCCGGUGAGUACGAAGGGCCAUCAAGGUCUCGUCCAAGAGCCAUUAACGAGGUUUGGCCUGAGCCUUUUCUGGAAGCUCUUGCUGCCCAAGUCGCCAUUGAUGCUUCUCGCCUUGUCGGCCGGCUGGUCGCGGCUCAGGCACUUGCCAAUGUAUUUCAGGUGUGUUCAACUUGGCGAGCAGUCUCGCGUUCGGAUCCUCUUUGGCACCGUCUCACUCGCGGUAUCUGGGGCCGCACCAACCUUCUCCAUGACACUUGGCGAGAGGAGUAUAUCUACCGCCACCAAACGGCCCAAAACUUCCGAUCCGGAAGAGCUGUCCAUUUCGCUCUCCACUUUGAUCCAGCUGAUGUGGAUGACCCCAACGACCCUGAUGCUCUAAUAUGCCGGUGUCUCGCUUUCUCUGAUCGCUACCUUGCAUGCGGUUUUGCUGACGGCGCUGUCCGCCUCUUUGAUCUCACCACGCGCCUCCAUGCACGCACUUUCCGCCCUGAACACCAUGACCGCCUGGGCAGGUUCUCUCGUGCGGUCUCGGGCAUCGUCAUCACGGCCACACGCUUGGUGUUUGCCACGUUAGAUGGUGAUAUCCACGUGGCGGCGGUAAAUAGCAAUGCCAAUCCACGGAGGGCCCGCUUAGGUGAGGUGUUGAACGACGGGGCGUUAGUGGACUUCACGGGCCGUGGGCGAUGGUGGGUGGGCCUAUACGCUGGGCUUCCGGGCCGGGCCUUUCGUGUCUGGGAUGGGAACACCGAAGAACCUCUCUUUGAAGGCGGGGCGUUGACUGACCCAGAGGCUGUGUUGGGUUGGCACACGUUGACAGAAGUGACUGAGUUUGUGGGCCGAGUCAGGGUCACGAGUCAGGAAUCGGUCGUGGCAUGCACGAGUUCGAGACUUGUUAUUUUUGAUUUGGGGGACCUUGGAGCUGUACUAAGGGACGAGGACUACACUAACAGGAGAGGCAUCUUGGUGGGUUCCUUCGACGUAUGCAAUGAGGCGUAUGUGAUUGUAGAUGGCAGGGGGAAUGCUAGCGUGCGCAGGGCGGACACCUCGGAGGAGAUGUGUGGCUUUACCGUCAGGCCUCCAAGGGGAGUGCUUGGGUGCUUGAAUGGUGGGUACGUGCUAACGUGCGCGGGUGGUGUAGUAAGGGUAUGGCAGAUAGAGCAGCCUGGUCGCCAAGAGUAUUUGUAUAGCUUCAGGGAGAGGAUAGGCGAGGUAAACGCUCUCGUUGCAGAUGAGAGGCACGUGGCAGCAGCAUCAAGUGACACGAAUAUACACCUGUGGGAUUUUGGGGCACAGUAG
Messenger RNA from Populus nigra (black poplar), 1453 nucleotides. Its product is annotated as transcriptional regulator STERILE APETALA. Gene Ontology annotation, cellular component: preribosome, large subunit precursor. The record is from RefSeq and is a predicted model, not a curated record. Bases 77 to 1453 code for a protein of 458 amino acids. Gene Ontology annotation, molecular function: protein binding. Lineage: Eukaryota; Viridiplantae; Streptophyta; Magnoliopsida; Malpighiales; Salicaceae. The transcript is spliced from 2 exons.